This is a messenger RNA of Paramecium primaurelia, 1151 nucleotides long. The record is from the annotation of a GenBank genome assembly. Lineage: Eukaryota; Ciliophora; Oligohymenophorea; Peniculida; Parameciidae.
AUGGGUUAAUGUUAAAUGCGUAAUGAAAGGUAGUUGAUAUGAUUGAUUUCAGGAUAUUAAUACGUUGUUAUACUUGGAAUAAUGAGUCUAGUGAUCUCUUUGAUUAUGAAAGUAUUAACAAUGAAAAAUAAUAAUUUACAAUCCAAAAUUAAGAUUCAUACAUAAUUAGUGAUAAAGAGACACUUUAAUUAAUAAAUGAAAUACCUAAGGAGAAUAGGUACUAAUGAUCAUUUAUAUGUAGUGAAGUUAUAUUGUAUAUAACAGCUAAAAAUACUGUUGUUGCUGGAACAUAGUAACAAUAAGGAAAUUCAACAGCCUUGACAAAUACUAAAUUUCCAUUCAAACUAAAAAAAAAUUGGUUAACAGUAAGAUCUGUUAAUAAAUAUCCAUUAAAUGUAAAUGACAUUUUUAGGCUUGGAAAAAUGACUUUUAGAAUUUCUAGUCUUAGUUUUACUACACAAAAUGAACAUGAAUUUUCUAACCGUAGUAAAGCAGAUUCUAAUGAAUAAUGUCGAAUAUGUCUAGGAAAUGCAUAAAGUUCUAAUCCUUUAUUGAAUCCAUGCAAAUGUAGUGGAUCUUUAAAGUAUAUUCAUUUAGAAUGCAUGAAAAGAUGGUAUACUUGAAUAAGACUUAGGCUCAAAGAACUUACAUCAUCAUCUAGAUCAUCUGAGAAAAGUGAAACAUAUCUAUGGAAAUUAUUAAAAUGUGAAAUCUGUUAAGAACCAUAUAAGGUAAUAUUUUAAAGUGAUGGAGUAACAUAUCAUAUGCUAGACCUUUUAAAACCUAGAUAUCCAUUUGUUAUGUUAGAAUUUUAUUCAAAAAAGAAGGAAACUUAAGUUUAGUAAAUUAAUUUAGGAGAUCGUUUCACAUCAAAAUCAGAUGGUGUAAUUGUUAUUAGUUUAGGAGAAAGGAUGAGUUUAGGAAGAGCUAAAGAAAAUUGGGUUAAAUUGUGCGAAGCUAGUGUUAGUAGAUUUCAUGCAACUUUAUAAAUAGAGAAAGUUUAAUAAUAGGAUUCUCUAUUUUUGUUUGAUAAUAAUUCUAAAUUUGGGACAUUAGUCUAAAUCAAAGAAGAUUUGUAAAUUUAUCAAGAACUCGAAAUAUAAGUUGGCAAAUCUUUAUUUAAAUUGUAAGCAAAUAAUAUCAUUUGUUGA